Pundamilia nyererei is the source of this 1322-nucleotide messenger RNA. RefSeq names its product hematopoietic SH2 domain containing (gene hsh2d). The record is from RefSeq and is a predicted model, not a curated record. Lineage: Eukaryota; Metazoa; Chordata; Actinopteri; Cichliformes; Cichlidae. Gene Ontology annotation, cellular component: cytoplasm. The coding region runs from base 73 to 1179 and encodes 368 amino acids. The transcript is spliced from 6 exons.
GACAGGGUCUUUGUGCUCAGUGACUUUUCCAUUAGCCAUAACUGUCGAUUAAAUGAACCAUUACGCAGGAGGAUGGAGGGAAGUCAGACGUUUCAGGGACAACGUGAUCCUUACACCUGGUUCACAGAGUCUCAGCUCCAGUCUGUCAUCAGGAACGGUGUAGUCCCGGAGUGGUUUCAUGGGAUCAUUUCCAGAAAGACAGCAGAGGAACUGCUAAUGGCUAAGCCGCCGGGUUACUUCCUCAUCAGAGUCAGUGAGAGCAGGAUCGGCUACACUCUCUCGUAUCGUGCCGAGGACCGCUGCAGACACUUUAUGAUUGAUGCACUGGAACAUGGCUCUUACAUCAUAGUGGGGGAAAACAGGUAUCACCGGUUUCUGCAUGACCUGGUGGACUUUCAUCGUAGAACUCCCAUCAUGCCUUUCACUCAAGUGCUGACUGUUCCUUGUGGACAGGCUUCUAAUGACAAGACUGACUAUGCAGAACUACUGUUUUGCUCAAGAGGUCCAGACUCUAGGGCCAGUUUGCCACCAAACAACUUCCAGGUUCCCAGCAUAAAUCCACCAGGGUCAAGAGAGGAUAUCCCACCUGCCCUUCCUCACCGCCCAAAUUAUUUGGGAAACUCACCAAUUUUGCCUCCAAAAAGCCAAACAAAUAGACUCUACCCUUCUUUGGAAGAUGAGUUUCAACACAAUACCUCUCCACCACCAGCACUGCCUGUCCCAACACCCAGGAAGAAAUAUACAGGUGAUAAUCCUCCAUCCAACCAGCCUCCCGAAGUCCCUUCUCGAGACUGCAUGGCUCUGAAGCAGAAUCAGGCUGUCAGAACAGUCUCUGCUCCUGAGAAUCUGCCCACGUUUGCAGGCUCCGAACAACCGCCCACUACCAACAACCAGCAAGUGAGGAAUCAAGAAGUAAAGCCGUCAGUCGUCACCAACCUAAAAAACUUCAAGAAGAAAUUCCAAAAGAAGAGGGGCCCGUUGCAGGAUAAUUCAUACGAAGAGAUUAACACUGACAGGGGUGAAAAUGAUGAGCACGAGUACCAGGAGAUCACGAGGGAUCUGACCUUUUGUGAUCCACCACUUUCCUCCAGCUGCACUCCUGUGAAGCUGACUGAUGACAUGUUACCCUUAGAAUAUAUGCCACCUCCACCUUUUGCUCCAGGCUACGGACCCACAUGAGAAAAUAGAGUGCAUAAAAUGUAGUGAAUAUGGACAGGUCACAGUGAUCACCUGAAACUAUAAUAAACAAGUGUGUCAAGUCAAGGAAGAGGUUAAUGUGUACAUCAGGGGUGUCAAACUCAAAUACACAGUGGGCCAAAAUU